AUGAGGGACACUCCUGUGCAGCACUGGAAUCUCGGAAUAGGACCUAUUACGUGCCACGCUUGGAACAAAGACCGAACACAGAUUGCCGUCUCCGCCUCGAGUAACGAGAUUCACAUCUUUGCCUGGCGAAAUGGCGAUUGGGUGAACACAUGCACACUGUCUGAGCAUGACCUUCCAGUCACUGGCCUUGACUGGGCCCCCAACACCAACCGGAUAGUGUCCUGCUCGAGAGAUAAGAAUGCUUUCGUUUGGACAUUCGACAAAGGUGUUUGGAAGCCGGAGCUGGUGCUGGUCCGAUUCCAACGUGCUGCGACCUGCGUGAAAUGGUCGCCCGAAGAAAACAAAUUUGCUGUCGGAAGCGGCUCAAAACUGGUUUCGGUCUGCUAUUAUGAAAGAGAAAAUGACUGGUGGGUUGCUAAACAAAUCAGGAAACCUAUCCGGUCUACAGUGAAUUGCAUUGACUGGCAUCCCAACAACGUCUUGCUCGCUGUAGGAGCUUGCGAUUUCCGUGCGAGGGUGUUUUCCGCUUGGGUGAAAGAGGUAGUUUGUUUUCUCACGGAUUCCUUUUUCUGUUGGUAG
Messenger RNA from Cooperia oncophora, 579 nucleotides. Lineage: Eukaryota; Metazoa; Nematoda; Chromadorea; Rhabditida; Trichostrongylidae. The record is from the annotation of a GenBank genome assembly.